AUGGGGCGGUGCGGCUCGCCGGCACCCAGGCCACCGGACGCCGCCGUGCCAAGCCCCGACCGCCGCGCGCAGGGGAGGGAGGCAGGGAGCAGGAGGCCCGGCGCGGAGAGGGAGGCCCCGCUCGACUCCGCCGCCUGUAGCCGCGCUCCGCCUACCGCUGCCAUGGUCGUCGCGCCGGUGCACGAGGGCCCGGACAUGAGCCUCCGCGCCACCGCCCGCUCGCCGCGCCGCCGGCUCGCUAGCUCGCCGUGCCCGCCCCGCGCACGCGCUGCCUCCCUCCGCGGCCCGGCUCGCCGCAGCUCCUCGUGCGGGCAGCGAGCAGGGACCGGCCGGGGAGGGAGCCCACGCAGCGCCGCGCCGCCCACCCGGAGAACGUCCUGCUCCGGGGCGACGGCGAGCUCCAAGGACUGCGUGGGCACGCACGAGUACCUCACGCCGGAGCUCGUGAGCGAGAGCGGCCACGGCAACGGCGUGGACUGGUGGGCCUUCGGCGUGUUCCUGUACGAGCUCGUCUACGGCCGCACGCCCUUCAAGGGCCACACCAAGGAGGUCACGUACCCUCAGCUCGACGGCGAGGCCGACACGGCCCAGCUGCGGGACCUCGUCGGGCGGCUCCUCGAGCGCGACCCGCGCCGCCGCAUGGGCGCCGCCGAGAUCAAGCGCCACCCGUUCUUCACGGGCGUGGACUGGGCGCUGAUACGGUGUGUGGCGCCCCCCGUGGUGCCGGACAAGGAGUCCCCCGCAGGCGUGGACAGGAAGGCAGCGAAGCUCGGGAGCUGGAGCAGCAUGGGCAGCAACUGCAGCAGCAAGAAGCGCAAGAGCAGCAGCGUCAGGCACAACUAA
Molecule: messenger RNA, 843 nt
Organism: Panicum virgatum (switchgrass)
Lineage: Eukaryota; Viridiplantae; Streptophyta; Magnoliopsida; Poales; Poaceae
Product: serine/threonine-protein kinase WAG1-like
Exons: 2
Coding region: 1-843 (280 amino acids)
Biological process (GO): protein phosphorylation
Cellular component (GO): cytoplasm; plasma membrane; nucleus
Molecular function (GO): ATP binding; protein serine/threonine kinase activity
Source: RefSeq, a predicted model, not a curated record